Sclerotinia sclerotiorum 1980 UF-70 is the source of this 2082-nucleotide messenger RNA. RefSeq lists its product as hypothetical. Bases 1 to 2082 code for a protein of 693 amino acids. Lineage: Eukaryota; Fungi; Ascomycota; Leotiomycetes; Helotiales; Sclerotiniaceae. Gene Ontology annotation, biological process: chromatin organization; regulation of transcription by RNA polymerase II. Gene Ontology annotation, cellular component: SAGA complex. The record is from RefSeq and is a predicted model, not a curated record. Gene Ontology annotation, molecular function: TBP-class protein binding; transcription coregulator activity. The transcript has 3 exons.
AUGGUGGAUUUCACGCUAGAUGACGACGAUCGAGGGUCGAACGCGAGCUCCGACAAUGAACAAGAUGAUAUGAUGGAAGAUGCGGAUGACCUAGACCCUGAAGUAGAUGGAGACGGGGACGGGGACGGGGACGGGGACGGGGACGCGGAUGGGGAUGGGGAUGGGGAUGGGGAUGGGGAUGGGGAUGGAGACGGGGAUGGAGAUGCUGAUGGAGAUGAAGAUGUGGAUGAUGAUGACAAUGACAAUGACAAUGACGACGAUAAUGGGGAGGAUGACCAAGACGAUGGCGAUGGUGAAGACGAUUCUCCUGCGCAAAUCCAGAGAUCAAGUCUGCACACCUCAAACCAGAGCUCGAACUCAAACGACAUUACGAUGCUGGGGCGAAUGAAUGGUGGGGGACCUACCUCACAUCCACAUCCAACUUUAAUAAGGACUUCCGCCUCGCCGCAACAUAUUUCGGCUCCAUUAUUAUCCCCGAGAUUCAGAUAUGAAGUUAGGCCCGAAGCACUAACUGCUUCUACCUACGAUAUCGUACCUACGAUAGCUGCCCCACAGAGUACAUCGAUCAAUGCGAUUACCGCGACACCUGACAUGAGAUACUGGUUCAGUGGAGGCUCGGACUGUUUUAUAAGGAAGUACAAUGGUGUUGACACGGUGAAUGGCAAAACAUUACUGACUGUUGCUCAACGGCAUCCUUUCGUUGAUAGUGUGGUUAAGGCUGGCGUACUCAUGAGCUACUGGGAUAACGAAGAAUCAACUAGAGGCCCUGGAGGAGAGGAGCCUUCGUUGUCUCCGGUCUAUUCAUUGGCGGUACAAUCUGAGGCUCUCUGGAUGUUAUCUGGUCUUGAAUCUGGAAGCAUAAAUUUACAGUCGGUGCGACAUGAUGAAGGGAAGAGAAUUGCUGUUCUUUCAAAACAUACAUCUGCGGUUUCGGUACUGAACCUCGCUCGCGACGAGAGAUCAGUGUUAUCAGGAAGUUGGGACAAAAAGGUUUUGGAUUGGGACUUGAAUACCGGGUUAGUCAAACGCGCUUUCGAUGGUAGUGGAGGUCAAAUCUCCGCAAUUGAAGUAAGGCCGGCUUCUACUUUACCUGUUCCCGAAGAGUCUGGCGUACCUACGCCUCAAAACGGAACUUUCUCUAGCAAUGAUGGGGAAAAGGCAUUGUUGAAUGGAUCUUCUGGUGGUAUUAAUGGUACGAAUGGAUUUGGUGGUGACGCAGAAGGUAAUGAGGAUGCUCCUGGGUCGCCUGCAGAUUCUCUUUUCGGGGGUGGAGAUUCAUUAUUUGGAGACACAGAUGGGCUGGGAGCUCCCUCCGGAGGGAAUUUUGGCGACGAUGAAGACGAAUUUUCAAAGGCCCUAGAUAUAAACAUAGAUGCACGCCCAGAUUCUCGAGGUGAUGUGCCCAUGAUGGAUGCACCACCUCCACCAACUGAGGAAGAAGCUUCUACUUCCCUUCAAAUCCCAUCUGAACAACCACAUUCAGACUUAUCAAAUGGCUUACAUCACUCUGAUGAAAUAAUUGAAGCAAAAAUAGAGCCUGAAACCCAAGAUGCUGAUGCGACAUCUGAUUCGACGUUCCUUGCUGCCUCUAUCGAUGGGACUAUUCGUGUCUGGGAUAGACGUCAGCCGAACCCAGUUGCUCGAAUCUUGACUAGGACAGGGGUUCCCCCAUGGUGUAUGGCUGCUUGCUGGUCACCUGACGGAAACUAUAUAUAUGCUGGUCGAAGGAACGGCACAGUGGAAGAGUUCAGUUUGCAUAAAGGUCUCAAGCAACCCGAAAGAACAUUCAAAUUUCCAAACGGAAGUGGUGCAGUUAGUGCUAUGAGAGCCAUGCCCAAUGGCAGGCAUUUGGUUUGUGCAUCGCACGAUAUCUUACGUUUAUAUGAUCUUAAGCAACCACAGACCAAAUCACAUUCAUCCGUACCUUUCCUUAUCGUUCCUGGUCCCCCGCGAGCUGGUGUUAUAGCUGCACUUCAUAUCGAUCCAACUUGCAAAUACAUGAUAUCAGCUGCCGGGAAUCGAGGUUGGGAAGGUAGUACGACUGAAGUUAUGAUUGGAUACGAGAUCAACAUUCCCACUUGA